This is a messenger RNA of Lasiosphaeria miniovina, 1073 nucleotides long. RefSeq lists its product as uncharacterized. Bases 232 to 969 code for a protein of 245 amino acids. The record is from RefSeq and is a predicted model, not a curated record. The transcript has 2 exons. NCBI's taxonomy places the organism in Eukaryota, Fungi, Ascomycota, Sordariomycetes, Sordariales, Lasiosphaeriaceae.
GGUGCAGUGCCUGUGACGUAGCGCACCCGGCGGCACCCCCUGUUCCUUCAAUUUUCCUCUCGCCAGCACAAGCCCAAAGCAGCUGCUUCUCGAUCCAUUCCUUGCCCAAGUGCAGUCAGUACCAAACCUAACCGAGCGAAUUUCCUAGACACCGCAACCCACCGCAACCCGAAACCGAAGCCACCCCCACAGAACCCAGCGACAUUCCCCUUUCCACUUGCACUGCACGCCAUGCUCCUCAGCGGCAAGGUUGCUCUUGUCACUGGCGCGUCCACCGGCAUCGGGCGUGCCGUGGCCCUGCGGUUGGCCGCCGAUGGCGCCGCUGUUAUCGCCAGCUACGGCAGCGAUGCCGCGGGCGCCAAGGAAGUUGUCGACCAAAUCGGCAGCGGCCGCGCCCUGGCCGUCCAAGCAGACUCUCGCAGCCCAGAAUCCCUCGAGAGGCUGGUCGGCGAUGCAGUUGCCAAGUUUGGCAAGAUAGACAUUCUCGUCGCCGCCGCCGGCGUCAUGCCCACGGUGCCCCUGGCCGGCUUGACGUCGGACAGCUUCGACGAUGUCUUCAACAUCAACGUCAAAGCACCGCUCCUCCUAUGCCAGAAAGCGGCGCCGCACAUGCCCACCGGCUCGCACAUUGUCCUCUUCUCGACGACGCUCUGCGCCGCGUCGACGGUGAUGCCGCACUACCUGCUGUACGUAGCCAGCAAGGGCGCCAUCGAGCAGGCCACGCGCGUGCUGGCCAAGGACCUGGGCAAGAAGGGCAUCAGCGUCAACUGCGUCGCCCCGGGCCCCACCAGCUCGCGCGGCUUCCACGCCAACCAGACGGACCUGUCGCUCAAGAUGGCCGCCGGCGCAACCCCCAGCGGCCGCCUCGGCGAGCCCGACGACAUUGCCGAUGCCGUCGCCUUCCUGUGCGGCGACGACAGCCGCUGGGUCGCCGGCCAGACCAUCCGUGUCAACGGCGGCAUGGCGUGAGCAUGUAUGCUGUUGCGAGAUUAGUUUAAUUGCCUACCUAGCUAGUACCAAUUUGUGUCUCGUCUUUCAAUGAAUCUCCCCAUGUGGCCCAAAUUCCAGUCCAG